This is a messenger RNA of Babesia bigemina, 2061 nucleotides long. RefSeq lists its product as hypothetical. The transcript has 4 exons. Lineage: Eukaryota; Apicomplexa; Aconoidasida; Piroplasmida; Babesiidae. The record is from RefSeq and is a predicted model, not a curated record. Bases 1 to 2061 code for a protein of 686 amino acids.
AUGAACAGCCUUUGCGUCCAUGGCGUAGUCGCAGCAUUUAUACUUGUUAUUUAUUCUGCGGAAUUUCCAACUCUUGUUAUAAGCUUUAGACUAUAUCCUACCGCGGAAGGAAUCCAAUUCCAAGGUUUUAUCAAUCAGGCAAGGUUGGACAUAGCUUCUAGGGACACUGGCAGCACCCCUCUGCGUGCCAACGGGAAGCGUACACGCGGGAGACCCUCAGGUAGUAAAGGGGAUUUAGAUCGGUCGUCUUUCGAACAAAACCACGAACGAAUUCCCACCAAUAAACCACAAUGCGAGCCACAAAAUUACGAAAAAGGCCACAUGAACUCAUAUACGGACCCCCUGUUGGCAGAAUUUGGCAUCGAUCUCGGGAAUAUGGGAAAUGAUGUCUUUGAUUGGCUUUGGCCAAAACCUAGCAAAGGACGCUUAAAGAGAGAUCGAUCAAAAUCAGAGUACAUCGAGAAGGGAGGCUACUUGCCCCGAAACAACAUAAUGGGGACAUCAGGGAAAUCGAAGCUAUUUGUGCACCAAUACACGCACAACUACAACUCGUGUAUACAGAGAUAUGUUCUAUACAAUUACGCUCAGGAAAAACUUGUAGACACGUACAAAAGAAUAGCAUUCCACAUGAGAUUAUCCCCUAGGUUAUUGGCUCGGGAAGUGUCAGCAGUAAUAGGAAAAUUUGGAAUGAAUAUUCUACAACCCACCGGGGAUGAACAAGGUAGACACACAGCACCUGACGUUUUAUGUCUAAGGAGAACAAAAACACGAGUUUUUUGUAUACUCGGUCGUAAGCUUCUGAAGUACCAUCUGUUGCUCUUGUUGAGAUAUAUACGGCUAGGCAUCCCUCCGGAGAUACGUGAGCGCUAUGUUAGAGAUAUUUUGACACGUAAAAACAUUGCAUGCGCAUCUGACAUGAUAUGCAGUGGCAUAGUAUCGCACAAGAUAGCUCUAAAUGUGGAAAAACAUCUCCACAUACAACAGGAUAUGGCUUUGCGCCUAACAUAUCCGGAGCGCAUGGAUUUCAUCACGCAAGGGUAUCCUUAUUCUUCGGCUUCCUUUUUGCAGGGAGACAAGAGCGGUUGGUCCCCUUCUAAUCUUGUAAAUGAGAUCGUGUACGAGCGUCUCAGCGAUAAAUCUAAAUGCAAACUUGUGUACAUGGCUGCAGUGAUUCAUCCUCAGUAUUGCUCGCAGAUUAUUAAGAACGUUGUUUACCGUGCAGGGUACAAGUGUGAGCGCGACCUGUUAUUGAAAUAUUGCUUGGGAUUCACAUUUUGUUCGAGAGGUGCUAAGGCAUUUGUUUCGAAAUUGAAGGAAGAACGGAUAAGCGACGUGUACCUAAUGAAGGCUGCUCAACUCGCAAUGCGUGACAAAGCGAUUCGAUUAACGUCCCAGUCACUGGACCUUUUGCGUAAUGUACCCAUAGUUUCCGGUUUAAUUAAAAGACAUAUUGAAUCAGGAAGGAAGCUGUUGCCCAUUCGGACCGCUCGAGUUAUAUUCAAGCGAGUACGUAGCCACGCCGAGCUGCAACCUGAAGAUAUGAUUCUUUGGGAUGUGCUCCGUGAAACCAUAACCAUGAGGAUUCCUAAUGCCACGCCAUAUAUCCUUAAACAGGUCAGGAUGGAAAUAUUUGGUAACGAAACUUUCACUGACCCCACGCUUUAUUAUUGUCUUAAAAAUCGAGGUAUUGAUACGAGCACGAUGGACGAGAUAUUAAAGGAAAAAGGAAGCGCCAUACAUGACAUGGAUUCUGCCAUUAAAUUUAGCAUGGCAAAUAAGACACGCACUCAGCUUAGGCGUGCGUGGCUAGAUAUGUCCGAUUCAAAUAAAAAGGAGAUGGAAAGACUGGGUUUAAACAUUAUUGAUGCCAUGGUGGUAACGGCUGGUUACAGCAGUCUGAAUAACUUGCUUGUGCUAGUUACAAUGCUUUCAAAGAGAUCGCUUGACCAACCCGCAAAAUGUUGUCAGCGUGUGCACGAGUUUGAACGUUUAGGAAGAUUGAAGCUUAGGGAUUUCAAGUUCAGCAAGUUAGACAAGCUAAUCACAUCGAAUCACGUCUAA